AUGGGAAUGACAGAAUUACCUAAGGGAGGAAAAACAAUUGGAGUAAAGUGGGUUUACAAGACUAAGUUUAAUGAAAAUGGAGAAGUAGAAAAGCACAAAGCUUGGCUUGUGGCAAAGGGUUACACACAACAGUAUGGGGUAGAUUAUACUGAGGUUUUUGCACCUGUGACACGUAUGGAAACAAUUCGGUUGGUAGUUGCACUUGCAGCUCAAAAAAGUCGUAUAGAAGCAUAUUUCAUGAAGGAAGUCUUUGAAAAAUGUGACUAUGAGCAUACCUUGUUCAUCAAAACUAACAAGGAAGGUAAAGUUUUGAUCGUUAGUUUAUAUGUUGAUGAUCUAAUCUUUAUUGGCAAUAAUGAAUUAAUGUUUGCUGAGUUUAAACAUUUCAUUAAGCAUGAGUUUGAUAUGACUAAUCUUGGUAAGAUGAGAUAUUUUCUUGGUCUUGAAGUCUUGCAAAAAUCUGAUGGUAUUUUCAUAAGUCAGAAAAAGUAUGCUUUAGAGGUACUCAACAGAUUUGGAAUGGACAAAAGUAACUCUGCUUUUAAUCGUAUUGUUCCUGGUUGGAAGCUUGUGAAAGAUGAAGGGGGAGUUAAGGUAGCAAAAAGGGUGCUAGGGUAUCUAAAAGGAACAAUUGAUUUUGGGAUUUUCUAUAGGAAGGGAGGAGAUGAUGAACUUGUUGCUUACACUAGCAAUGAUUAUGUUGGAGAUUUGGAAGAUCGAAAGAGCACUUCAGAACGCUACUCCCUCCCCUCCUACGAAGUCCGACCAUCUCUCAAAACCAUCUCGGAUUUGAAACAAAAUCUCGAGAACUUAGCAGCACAGUUGAUCUCCAGAAAGAAAUUCGCCUUCAGAAACGAACCCACCAAAACCCAAACCCAGAUCCCACAAAAUGGUGUCGUUUCAGCACCAAAUGAAGCAAAACCAAAGUCAAAUUUCCCUGUUUGUGAAUCCCCGGGUUAUCGAGAUAAACAAAACGAAGUAUUGUUCCGAGGCUUUAAGGGUUCCGAAAUUGGAGAGUUUACGUUAGCGGGUUUGGACUCGUGUGAGGUGAGAUUAGUGGGUUGUGUGAACGCUCUUUUUGUUAAUAAAUUAAAGGGUUGUAGAGUUUACGCGGGUCCUGUGACGGGCUCGAUUUUGAUUGAAGAAGUUGAGGACUGUGUGUUGAUUUUGGCUUCGCAUUGAAUUAGGAUUCAUUUUUGCGAAAAGUGUACUGACUUUUAUUUGAGAGUUAGGAGCAGACCGAUCAUUGAGGAUUGUAAUGGGGUCAGAUUUGGGCCGUAUUGUUUGAAAUAUGAAGGGAUUGACAAGGAUUCGGAAGCUGCCGCGUUGAGCAAGGAGACAGGGAAUUGGGGCAAUGUGGAUGAUUUCAUGUGGUUGAGAGUUUUUCAAAGUCCCAAUUGGUUGGUUUUGCCGGAAGAGGAGAGGCUUGAGACUGUUGAUCUGGCGGAUUUGGGAUGUGGGAAUGGUGCAAGUUAG
Pistacia vera is the source of this 1476-nucleotide messenger RNA. RefSeq lists its product as uncharacterized. Gene Ontology annotation, biological process: tubulin complex assembly; post-chaperonin tubulin folding pathway. Gene Ontology annotation, cellular component: cytoplasm. NCBI's taxonomy places the organism in Eukaryota, Viridiplantae, Streptophyta, Magnoliopsida, Sapindales, Anacardiaceae. The record is from RefSeq and is a predicted model, not a curated record.